Messenger RNA from Struthio camelus australis, 8342 nucleotides. It is a transcript of the gene PLXNA4, whose product is annotated as plexin A4. Gene Ontology annotation, molecular function: semaphorin receptor activity; protein binding. The record is from RefSeq and is a predicted model, not a curated record. Gene Ontology annotation, biological process: regulation of GTPase activity; positive regulation of axonogenesis; regulation of cell shape. Gene Ontology annotation, cellular component: plasma membrane; semaphorin receptor complex. Lineage: Eukaryota; Metazoa; Chordata; Aves; Struthioniformes; Struthionidae.
GGAAGGAACCUGCCGCUCUCGCCUGUCCGAAGGGAUCGGGCGGAAAGCAUGAGAGCCAUGCUCCUCAUCCAUAAAACUUCCACCCGAAAGUCUGCUCCGCUUCGAUUUCCAGCCUCGCCGCCACCAGGGAACCGUCAGCAGCUGACAAAAUCUGCCAGGGAAUUGGUGUUUUGAAGACACUUACAGCUUUUAAUCCUUGUUCUCUUGGGAAUACAAACUUUUCUAAUCAUGCCACCAGCCAUGUGGAAAUGGACUUGCCUGGUUUCUCACCUCCUGCUCUCUGCCACAGUGUCAUCUCUUGCUAGGCAGCAGCCACCCCACCCAAAGAGGCCCUUCAUCACUUUCAGUGGAGACCAAGCAGAGGGAACCUUUAAUCACUUGGUGGUUGAUGAAAGAACUGGGCUUAUUUACUUGGGAGCUGUCAACAGGAUCUAUAAACUCUCCAGUGACUUGAAGGUCCUGGUGACCCAUCAGACUGGUCCUGAUGAAGAUAAUCCCAAGUGUUAUCCUCCUAGGAUAGUUCAAACCUGCAAUGAACCUUUGACUCCCACUAACAACAUCAACAAAAUGCUCCUCAUAGACUACAAGGAAAACCGACUGAUAGCCUGUGGGAGUCUUUACCAGGGCAUCUGUAAGCUUCUGAGGCUGGAUGAUCUCUUCAAACUGGGAGAGCCCUUCCACAAGAAGGAGCAUUACCUCUCUGGGGUGAACGAGAGUGGCUCUGUUUUUGGAGUCAUUGUUUCUUACAGUAACAUGGAUGACAAGUUGUUCAUUGCCACUGCCGUGGAUGGCAAGCCUGAGUAUUUCCCCACUAUUUCCAGCAGAAAGCUCACCAAAAACUCCGAGGCAGAUGGGAUGUUUGCAUACGUCUUCCAUGACGAGUUUGUGGCAUCUAUGAUCAAGAUCCCCUCGGAUACCUUCACCAUCAUCCCUGACUUUGAUAUCUACUACAUCUAUGGCUUCAGCAGUGGUAACUUUGUCUAUUUCUUAACUCUGCAACCUGAGAUGAUUUCACCACCUGGUUCUACCACGAAGGAGCAGGUUUACACCUCCAAGCUGGUUCGGCUGUGCAAGGAGGACACAGCCUUUAACUCCUACGUUGAGGUGCCCAUCGGCUGUGAGAAGAAUGGAGUGGAGUACCGGUUGCUUCAGGCAGCCUACUUGUCCAAGGCUGGAGCCAUCUUAGCGAGGUCUUUGGGUGUCAGCCCUGAGGACGAUAUUCUCUUCACAGUCUUCUCCAAAGGUCAGAAAAGGAAGAUGAAAUCCUUGGAUGAGUCUGCUCUUUGCAUCUUUGUCCUGAAAAAGAUCAACGACCGCAUCAAGGAGAGACUGCAAUCCUGCUACAGGGGUGAGGGGACGUUAGACUUGGCCUGGCUCAAAGUCAAGGACAUUCCCUGUAGCAGUGCGCUGUUGACAAUUGAUGACAAUUUCUGUGGCCUGGAUAUGAAUGCCCCCCUGGGAGUAUCGUCCAUGGUGCGGGGGCUCCCCAUUUUCACUGAAGAUGGAGACAGAAUGACAUCUGUGAUUGCCUAUGUCUACAAGAACCACUCCCUGGCCUUCGUGGGCACCAAGAGUGGGAAGCUCAAGAAGAUCCGUGUGGAUGGCCCCACCAAGAACACAAUGGAGUAUGAGAUUGUGCAGGUGGUGGAUUCUGGCCCCAUAUUACGGGAUAUGGCCUUUUCAGUGGAUCAUGAACACCUGUACAUCAUGUCUGAGAAGCAGCUCACCCGGGUACCAGUGGAGUCGUGUAGCCAGUAUGAGACCUGCAGUGAGUGCUUGGGCUCAGGUGACCCUCACUGCGGAUGGUGUGUGCUUCACAACAUGUGCACGAGGAAGGAGCGGUGUGAGCGCUCCAGCGAGCCUCGGAGAUUUGCCUCGGAGAUGAAGCAGUGUGUCCGGCUUACCGUGCAUCCCAACAACAUCUCUGUCUCCCAGUACAACGUACUGCUAGUCUUGGAGACCUACAAUGUCCCUGAGCUGUCAGCGGGAGUUAACUGCACCUUUGAGGACCUGUCAGAGAUGGAUGGCUUGGUGGUGGGCAGUCAGAUCCAGUGCAUCUCACCAGCUGCCAAAGAGGUGCCCCAGAUCAUCACAGAGAAUGGAGACCAUCACAUCGUCCAGCUCCAGCUUAAGUCCAAGGAAACGGGUAUGACUUUUGCCAGCACGAGCUUCGUCUUCUACAACUGCAGCGUCCACAACUCGUGCCUGUCAUGUGUAGAGAGCCCUUAUCGGUGCCACUGGUGCAAAUACCGCCACGUCUGCACUCACGAUCCCAGCUCCUGCUCCUUCCAGGAAGGACGAGUCAAGCUGCCAGAGGACUGUCCCCAGCUGCUGCAGGCAGAGAAGAUCCUGGUGCCAGUGGAAGUGGUCAAGCCAAUCACGCUGAAGGCCAAGAACCUGCCGCAGCCGCAGUCGGGCCAGCGAGGCUACGAAUGCAUCCUGAACAUCCAGGGUAACGAACAGCGGGUGCCUGCCUUGAGGUUCAACAGCUCCAGUGUGCAGUGCCAGAACACGUCGUAUUCGUAUGAAGGGAUGGAGAUUAACAGCCUGCCGGUGGAGCUGACGGUUGUAUGGAACGGGAAUUUCAACAUUGACAACCCAGCACAGAACAAAGUGCACCUGUACAAGUGUGGGGCCAUGCGUGACAGCUGUGGCCUGUGCCUGAAGGCCGACCCGGACUUCGAGUGCGGCUGGUGCGAGGGGCAGAACCAGUGCACGCUGAAGCAGCACUGCCCGGCCCAGGACAGCCAGUGGCUGGAGCUGUCCAGCACUAAGGGCAAAUGCACCAACCCCAAGAUCACCCAUAUCAGUCCAGUGACAGGUCCUCGGGAAGGAGGGACCAAAGUGACCAUCCGUGGGGAGAAUCUGGGGCUGGAGUUCAGAGAUAUCGCAUCUCAUGUCAAAGUGGCUGGAGUGGAGUGCAAACCGUUGGUGGAAGGGUACAUUCCAGCAGAGCAGAUAGUGUGUGAGAUGGGGGAGGCCAAGCCCAGCCAGCACGCUGGAUUUGUGGAGAUCUGCGUGUCCGAGUGUAAGCCGGAGUUCAUGGCCAGGUCGUCGCAGUUCUACUACUUCAUGACUCUGACGCUCUCAGAUCUCAAGCCAAAGCGAGGCCCGGUGUCAGGUGGCACUCAGGUGACAAUUACGGGCAACAACCUCAAUGCAGGCAGCAAUGUCAUCGUGACGUUUGGGCGACAACCCUGCCUUUUCUACAGGAGGUCCACCAAGCACAUUGUCUGUAAUACCACAGCUUCAGACGAAGGCUUUGAGAAAGUGAAGGUGUCUGUGAGAGUGGACAAGGCCAGGAUCCAUCAGGAGCUGCAGUAUGAAUAUGUGGAGGAUCCAACCAUCCUGAGGAUCGAGCCUGAGUGGAGCAUCUUCAGUGGCAACACACCUAUUGCAGUGUGGGGAACUCACCUAGACCUGAUCCAAAACCCUCAGAUCCGGGCAAAGCAUGGCGGGAAAGAACACAUCAACAACUGCGAGGUGCAGAACUCCACGGAGAUGACCUGCCAGGCUCCAGCAUUGGCUGUUGACCCCAAUCAUCAGUCUGAGCUAGCCGAGCGUCCAGAGGAGUUUGGCUUUAUUCUGGACAAUGUGCAGUCCUUGCUGAUCCUCAACAAAACCAACUUCACCUACUACCCAAACCCAGUCUUUGAGGUUUUCAAUCCCUCGGGGAUACUGGAGCUGAAGCCAGGAAGUCCUAUCAUACUGAAGGGCAAGAACUUGAUCCCACCAGUGGCAGGAGGGAAUGCCAAGCUGAACUACACUGUACUGGUUGGUGAGAAGCCCUGUGCGGUGACCGUAUCAGACGUGCAGCUGCUUUGUGAGUCUCCAAACCUCAUUGGACGGCACAAGGUGAUGGCUCGAGUAGGAGGAAUGGAGUUCUCUCCAGGGAUGGUCUACAUAUCUCCAGAUAGUCCUCUCAGCUUGCCAGCUAUUGUCAGCAUUGCUGUGGCUGGUGGCCUGCUCAUCAUCUUCAUUGUGGCUGUGCUGAUUGCAUACAAGCGCAAGUCCCGAGAGAGCGACCUGACCCUCAAGCGUCUGCAGAUGCAGAUGGACAACCUGGAGUCCAGGGUUGCGCUGGAGUGCAAAGAAGCUUUUGCAGAGCUGCAGACAGAUAUUCAUGAGCUGACAAGUGACCUAGAUGGAGCCGGGAUCCCGUUCCUUGAUUAUCGAACCUAUACCAUGAGGGUGCUUUUCCCUGGUAUUGAAGACCACCCAGUCCUGAGGGAUCUGGAGGUCCCUGGCUAUCGCCAGGAGCGGGUAGAGAAAGGCCUGAAGCUCUUUGCCCAGCUCAUCAACAACAAGGUUUUCCUGCUCUCCUUCAUCCGCACGCUGGAGUCCCAGCGCAGCUUCUCCAUGAGGGACCGCGGCAACGUGGCCUCGCUCAUCAUGACCGUGCUGCAGAGCAAGCUCGAGUAUGCUACUGAUGUCCUCAAGCAGCUCUUGGCUGACCUCAUUGACAAAAAUCUGGAGAGCAAGAAUCACCCCAAACUGCUGCUCCGGAGGACAGAGUCCGUAGCAGAGAAAAUGCUCACCAACUGGUUCACCUUCCUUCUGUACAAGUUCCUCAAGGAGUGUGCUGGUGAACCUCUCUUCUCCCUCUUCUGUGCCAUCAAGCAGCAGAUGGAAAAGGGUCCCAUUGAUUCUAUCACUGGAGAAGCCCGAUACUCGCUGAGUGAAGACAAGCUUAUCCGACAGCAAAUUGAUUACAAGACAUUGGUCCUGAGCUGCAUCAACCCUGACAACGUGAACAGCCCUGAGAUCCCGGUGAAGAUCCUGAAUUGUGACACCAUCACUCAGGUCAAAGAGAAGAUCCUGGACGCCAUCUUCAAGAACGUGCCCUGCUCCCACCGGCCCAAAGCUGUUGAUAUGGACCUGGAGUGGAGGCAGGCAAGUGGGGCAAGGAUGAUCCUCCAGGAUGAAGACAUCACAACCAAGAUAGAGAAUGACUGGAAGAGACUCAACACAUUGGCACACUAUCAGGUGCCAGAUGGAUCUGUGGUAGCUUUAGUCUCCAAGCAAGUCACUGCCUACAAUGCAGUCAACAACUCCACGGUCUCCCGGACCUCAGCCAGCAAAUAUGAAAACAUGAUCCGUUAUACAGGCAGCCCAGACAGCCUCCGUUCUCGCACACCCAUGAUCACCCCCGACCUUGAGAGCGGAGUCAAGAUGUGGCACCUGGUGAAGAACCAUGAGCAUGGAGACCAAAAAGAGGGUGACCGAGGCAGCAAGAUGGUUUCUGAGAUCUACCUGACAAGGCUCCUUGCCACCAAGGGCACUCUGCAGAAGUUUGUAGAUGACCUCUUUGAAACCAUCUUCAGCACUGCUCACCGUGGCAGUGCCCUCCCCCUGGCUAUCAAAUACAUGUUCGACUUCCUGGAUGAGCAGGCUGACAAGCACAACAUCCAUGACCCUCACGUGCGGCACACCUGGAAGAGCAACUGCUUGCCAUUACGGUUCUGGGUUAACAUGAUCAAGAACCCACAGUUCGUCUUUGACAUCCACAAGAACAGCAUCACGGAUGCCUGCCUCUCUGUAGUGGCUCAGACCUUCAUGGACUCCUGUUCAACCUCAGAGCACCGCCUGGGCAAAGACUCACCCUCCAACAAGCUCCUCUAUGCCAAGGACAUCCCCAGCUACAAGAACUGGGUGGAAAGGUACUACUCAGACAUCGCCAAAAUGCCAGCAAUUAGUGACCAGGACAUGAACGCUUACUUGGCUGAGCAGUCUCGCAUGCACAUGAACGAGUUCAACACUAUGAGUGCGCUCUCAGAGAUAUACUCCUACGUUGGCAAGUACAGUGAGGAGAUUCUCGGAGCUCUUGAUCAAGAUGACCAGGCUGGGAAACAGAAACUUGCCUACAAACUUGAACAAGUCAUAACCCUCAUGAGCAUAGACAGCUGAGAACUGUCCUGCCAGGGACACCCUGGGAGGGAUAAACCAAGUCGUGCCUCACUCAAGAUCAUCAUCUUUACCAAGUGCAAGUUUUGAUUGGCUGGAAGCAGUCACUGAACAGCUCUCGCUCUUCUCUUUCUCUCUCUCUCAUUUCUUUCUCUUUCAAAAAUCUAUGGACAAAGCGACAAAGCCCCGGGGGUGAAAAGGAAAAGACUGCAGAGGAAUCUUGGCUUUGGGGACAUCAAGACAUUCAGGUGAAGCUCUUCUUUUUACAGCUUCCCCUCUGCCCUUGAUCUGAAGAAAAACUAUUAAAACAAACAAAAACCUUCCCCAACAUUGUAUCAUCAGUCUGCAGAUAGGAAAUUGGGAGGUCACCUCUGUCAUGCUGCUUUAACUGUCCUCCUAGAGCUGUAGCCUGUGGAGUGGACACGGAUAUGAACUCAGUAUUAUUAAAAUUCCCACUGAGGGGAAUGCAGCCUGCCUGCAGGGAUCCUGGAUGGUAGGAGCGAACCGAGAUCCUCUCCAGCGGAGCCAUUGCAACUCUAUCUCUUGGUAGCAACUCACUGGGAGAGGAAUUCAAGCCUCCCCAAAAAACACCACAGCUCAGUUCAGAGUGGGACCAUUGUGGCUCUUUUCUGCCUGGGCAAACAGCAACGUAGAGCUGCUCUCUUGGGGCAGGGGAAGGGUCAAGAGGGGAGGAGGAGACCGACGCUCCCCUGCCCACAUAUUUCAUAUGGUUAUUCUUAUUUUUCAAAGCAACCUGUGUCCCCCCUUCCAUCUUUCCCAUUGUGUCCUGUUGGUUGUAGCGCUGCAAAAAAAAUUCUCUUUCUGCUCAGUGGCAUCCUGUUGGUGGUGAUUCUGUUCCUUCUGGCAACGGACAGUGCAGCGUCUCCCUCAUCUCCACCGCAGCUUGGAAAGCAAAAGACACGAGUCUCAAAUUGUUCCAGAUGAGGUGCUUGGCCUCAAAAACCAACCAGAGGGAUUUUUUUUUAAGUUGUUUGUUCUUUCCAUUUUGUUUCCUGAACUGGAAUAAUACUAGUGUUUUUUCGUGGUGGAAUAUCAGAAGCAUAGUGAAGGGCUUGUUAUGAAGCAAAGUGAUGUAUAGGACUGAUUGCAGAAGCUUCCUCCAAAGCCACUGCUGAAAGGAAAAGUCAGACAUUUUGGAAGGAAAUCUGGGAGGAAACACAAAUGAAACACUACAAAACAUCCCUCUAUUCAGAUACUCCCAAUUGAACCACGUGUUUUCCCGAGGUCCCUGAACCACUAUCCCCUUGUCUACCUUCUGGUGCCAACUUCUGGACCUUCCCCUUAUCCAUUUCUGGAACCAACAGGCCCUGCUGAAGGCGCAGCAGGUGCCUGGGAAGGAUUUGCCCUCUCUUUGCACUUCAGAGAUCGCUGUUGUCACAAAACAGAGGUGGGUGAUUACCUCUUCUUUCCUCUGCUCAACUCCUCCAGAGCAACUCCACCUCAAGCAAUCUGCAUCAUAGCUAACUGAAUAGGAGUGAGCUCCCGCCUCUGUUCUGCAUUCGAUUGUUUUUUCAUCCAGUUGCCAACGUGGAUGUCAGUGUGGUUCAGUGUCAUGGAAGUAGCAGCCUUGCACCUAGUACAACACUGAGGCAAGAGCCAGGUGUGCUUUCAUCUCACCAGAAAUGAACAGUGCUCACUAGCAGAUGCAGGAAUGGAUUGAUGCUGUGAAGAAUCAUCCUUCGUCUGUCUUGCGCCGUCCUCGGGGGGACAGCCAGGAUCUGCUUUGCAGCUGGAGGAAGGAGGGGUAUAGAUAGGGUGUGUAAAUUGAUUAUGGAGUGAGUGUUUUGGUUUUACUCAUGCAUCUUGCUAGCAAACCCGAACCGCUGCACAGCAGCUGAUCGCUAGUGGAUGUGAUGGGGCACGUGGUGCAAACAGGAGUCGGUUAGGAAGUGGAUUUCAUUCAGCCAAGCACAUAAACAUGUAGGCAGGUCUUUGUAAAACCACUUAACGAAAAACAGUCCAAAAUUGGGUGUUGGCAGGGGAGAAUAUCACAAGAUUCAUAUUGAAACAGCAAAUUAGGGACACGUCUUGGUUUUAAAACCCCAGACAUUUCUCUCUCGAUUAUAAUUAUUAUUAUUUUGUGUGUGCGUGUGCGUGUGUGUGCAUAUCUGUGUGCGUGUGUGUCAUUUUCUUUUUAAUUUUGCUUGCUUUCUGUUUGAUUGCUGAGCUAUGGACUUAUCUUGCACCUUAUGGACAUCUCAGCAUUUUUGAGAGGCCUGUGCACUGGGGCUGAUUUGGGUUCGGUUGGUUCUGCCACGGUUUUGUUGAUCCAUUUAGUAGUGUUGGCGCAUGUUCCAGAUCCAUUGAUUAUGGCUGUGAAAGUGGGGUGGAAGUCCCACCAGAGCCAGCGAUAAGAAAAUUACAACAACAACACAAACACAAUAUUUUUAUAAGUACAUAAAAGGAAAAUAAAAAAA